Molecule: messenger RNA, 10424 nt
Organism: Lethenteron reissneri (Far Eastern brook lamprey)
Lineage: Eukaryota; Metazoa; Chordata; Hyperoartia; Petromyzontiformes; Petromyzontidae
Product: caskin-1-like
Molecular function (GO): protein binding
Source: RefSeq, a predicted model, not a curated record
GACUCCGUGCCAUCACCACUACAACCAUCAUCACCGCCGCCGCCACCAUCAUCAUCACCAUCAUCGCAGCAGCAGAAAAAAAAAUACAACUCAAUUGCAGCGACUCGUCGGCUAGCACGCAAACGUUGCGCGCGUGUGGGUGCGCAUCUCACGGCGGAAGAGCGAGAGGGAGGGAGGGAGCGAGAGGGGGGAGAAGAUAGAGCGAGAGGGGCGAGCGCGAGGAAUACGCGAGAAUGAUGGCGCAGAUAUCAGGGGCUCCCGCUGCUGGCGCGGUGUGGCGCACAGGACGCCAGUGAAAGCCAAGCCGAGCCAGCGAGCCGAGCCAGCGAGCCAGCGAGAGGAGCCAGCCCAGCCCAGCCCCACGAAUGCCUCUCUGCGCGCUCAGUCCCACGGACGCCGCCGCUGUUGUUGUGAUGUCUGCUGCGUCGCGAGCCCAGUCGGCGGGAUGCGCCGAGGCAGAGGCGGCCGCGUCAGGCCGGCGAAUUCCAUCUGCGGCAGCAGCAGCGGCAGCAGCAGCGGGGGCAGCGCAGCUGAAGCGCGGCGGGGAUUCCUCCCGCAUCGGAGACUGAAUUGAGCAAGCAACGUGCUCGCGUACACACACACAGACACACACACGCACGUAAACACACACACGCGUACACAGACUUACGUAAACACACGGCUACACGCAUACAUCCCACACACGCUCUCAGACAAACACGCGCGCACACACACAAAAACAAGCAAGCAAAGAGCCCGGGGCUCGCAUCUCAACCCACGAACCGAGGACAUCCAAACUACACGAGCUCGACUCCCUCUGCUGCGUACACGCGCGGCUCCCUGCGGGCUGGAAGGGUUAACUCGGGGUGAGAUCGGGGAGGCAGGCCAGCCGGCCGGCCAGGCAAUUGAGGUGGACCUGGUGGCGAGGGUGGACUCUGAAGGUUUGUUGACCAUCUCCGUCUGUAGCCGGCUAGCGAGCGUGCGUGUGGUUCGUGAGUGAACCUCCGUCUCCGUCGCCGCUGCCGAUAUGGGCAAGGAUCAGGAGCUCGUACAAGCCGUGAAGAACGAGGACAUCGCCACCGUCCAGCGCCUUCUGAACCGGUGCAAGGCCGGGCGAGCGAAGCUCCUGGGAACAACCAAGAAACCGAACGUCAACUUCCAAGACACAGACGGGUUCUCCGCGCUGCACCAUGCGGCUCUCAUGGGAAACUCGGAGCUCAUCUCUCUGCUGCUCGAUGCCCAGGCAGCUGUGGACCUGCGUGACAACAAAGGUAUGCGGGCGCUGCACCUGGCGGCGUGGCAGGGCAAGGCGGAGCCGUCGCUGCUGCUGCUGCGUGCCGGAGCCUCCGUCAAUGCGCAGUCCGAGGAGGGGGAGAUCCCCCUGCAUCUGUCAGCCCAGCACGGCCACCACCAAGUGUCAGAGAUGCUGCUGCAGCACCAGUCCAACGCGUGCAUCGUCAACAGCGCCAACAAAACCCCGCUCGACAUGGCCUGCGAGUUCGGCCGCGUCAAGGUGGCCCAGCUGCUGCUGAGCAGCAACAUGUGCAGCGCCCUGCUGGAGGGGAAAUCGUCCGACAUCACGGAGCCCAACAGCACGACUCCCCUUCAUCUGGCCGCCAAGAACGGACACAAGGACAUCAUCAGGCUGCUGCUCAACGCCGGCAUCGACAUCAACCGGCAGACGCGGUCGGGCACGGCGCUGCACGAGGCGUCGCUCUACGGCAAGACAGAGGUGGUGCGCCUGCUCAUCGACGCCGGCGUGAACGUGCACAUUCGGAACACCUACAACCAGACGGCGCUGGACAUCGUGAACCAGUUCACGGGAUCGCAGGCCAGCAAGGAGAUAAAACAGAUGCUGCGUGAGGCCUCUGCGGUUCUGCAGGUGCGGGCGGUGAAGGACUUCAGCAAUGUGUACGACCCCGAGAGCCUCACGGUCAAAGCCGGGGACACCAUCACGGUGGUCGGGCAGCACCUGGACGGGCGCUGGAAGGGGGUGGUGCAGGAAGCUCGGGGCUCCGAUCGAGUCGGGUUCUUCCCUCCGACCAUCGCUGAGGUCAUCAACCGUCGCACAGCGCACGUGAGUCCCAUGAAGUGCCGUCAUCCUCCACAGCCCGUCGCCGUGGGCGCCGGUAACCACGGCAACCCCAAAUCUCCCAGCAUUCCCUGCUGCGUAGCCAACGGCAACACAGCCGUGCGGCCAGGCUCCCCAUCCAUCCAGCGGGUGGCGGAUGGGGGCGGCUCCGCACAGCCGUCCCCCUCCUCCAGUGAGGACAUCUGGGUUCUGCGGAGGCCCCUGUCAGGGGACCGACGCAGCAGCGGCAGCACCGGAAGCGCCGUGAGCGUGCGCAGCUCCGGGAGCGGGCAGAGCAUGGGCAGCGCCAACGGGCCCCCACCACCCCUCGUGGGCCCCACCGAGGGCAGCAAGUGUGCUUGGAUUGCUGAAGGCUGCCUGCUGGGCGUGCCGCAGCCCUCGCCGCUGCUGAGCCCGGCCGUGAACGAGCACGGAGAGCCGUCAUCCGGUGCAGGCAGAGCCCACGGUGCAGGAGGUGUCCCUGUGUGUGAGCAGCCUCAGGGAGACCUCACCAAGAGACCCCAUCACGUCUUGGAAGGAAAGGACGCGGAGGCGAUCUUCCAGUGGCUCAGCGACUUCCAGCUGCAGCAGUACGCGUCCAACUUCAUCAGCGCCGGCUACGACGUGCCCACCAUCAGCCGCAUGACCCCGGAGGACCUCACCGCUAUCGGAGUCACCAAGCCCGGCCAUCGGAAGAAAAUCUCCGUCGAGAUCGGCAAACUGAGCAUCCCAGAGUGGCUGCCAGACUACAAGCCGGCGGAGCUGGGAGAGUGGCUCUCCAUGAUCGGGCUGUCUCAGUAUCAACGACUGCUGGUGGAGAGCGGCUAUGACAGCGUGGAGUUCAUUACGGACAUCACUUGGGAGGACCUGCAGGAGAUCGGCAUCACUAAGCUAGGCCACCAGAAGAAGCUGAUGCUGGCCGUGCGCAAGCUGCUGGAGUUGCAGCGAGCCGAGCGAGCCGCGUCGGGCGACGCCAACUCUCCCGAGCGCCGCCCUCCGCGCAGGGUCCGCCUGGCCUCCACGAGCCAGGACAGCGGCGAGAGCCAGGACGGGCGGUCGGGCCGCGCGGGCGGCGCCCGCAGGGCGAGCAGCCCCCGCGUGGGUCGCUCCGGCACGGAGGGCGCCCUCCCCGAGGAUCCUCCGUCGUCUCCGUCGUCUUCGUCGGCGACGCUCCCCGGCGGAAAGUCGACGGGCAUGCAGGGAAAGCCGCGGAGCUGCGGCGGCGGCGGAGGCGGCGCGUCGCCGUACAAGGCCUUCACGCCGCCGCAGACGCCCACCCGCUCCCGCCCGGCCUCGCCGCUCGUGCGGGCGGCCACGGGCGGCGCGCAGCUCGGCCACCGCUCCCCAGAGCGGCCGCAGACCCCGCCGCCGGCGUCGGGGGCCGCCGCGCCGCGCCUACAGUCGCAGCGCUCGUUGCCGCAGUCGCCCACGCGCAAGGGCUUCGCGUACGUCCCCGCGCAGCACCUGGAGGGCGGCGUGGCGCUCGUGACCACGGGGAGGCUCGCCCAGCCCCAGCCCCAGCUCCAGCCGCAGCCGCCGCCGCCGCCGCCGCUGCUGCCGCCGCCGCCCGGCGCCCAGGCGCUGCCCCUGCUGCGGCUGCCGGCGCAGGGCGCCGAGGAGGAGCUGGGCGGCGCCGAGGGCGGGUGGCGUGCGGGCGUCGCGGAGCCGUCCGAGCAGCUGCUCGGCGAGCAGCAGGCGCACUGCCUGGACCUGGCGACGGCCGCGCUGCACCAGCAGCAGCAGCGGGUGAGCCGCAGCCAGUCGGCGCGGGCGGGACAGUGCGGCGGCGGCGGCGGCGCAGGCGGCGUCGGUAUCGGCGUCGGCGGCCUUGGGGGAGGCACGGUCGACCGCAACGUGAACCGGAGCCAGUCGUUUGCCGUGCGGCCCAAGAAGAAGGGGCCGCCGCCGCCGCCGCCCAAGCGCUACAGCUCGGCCAUCACGAGCACGCAGUUCGGCGACACGUUCGAGCGCGACCGGGCCGCGGAGGCCGUCGCGAUGAUCGCGCCGCGCGGAGAGGCCGACGGCCCGGCGGCAGCGGCGGCCGAUUCGAGCGAGGACAGCGGCAUCGAGACGGCGAGCGCCGGCAGCGUGCGCAGCAUCGCCGCCAAGCUGGAGAUGACGUCGCUGGGUGGGCGCGGCCGGGGGUUGAGGCCGGGGCUCCUGCAGAAGCCGCUCAGGGUGGACAAGCCGUCCCCGGCGGCGGUGGCGGCGUUGGCCGUGCCGCCCGUUGCCAUCGCUCGGCCGCUCGUGGCGCGGGAAGGCGGCUCGGAUGCGGAGCAGCAGCAACGGCACAGGGCCAAGGCGGUCGGCGUGCGCAGGGAGAGGUCGGGCGACCGGCCUCCGCCGUACGAGACGGCGACGCUGCCGCGCGUCAGCCGCCUCUCGUCGCGCUCGAGCGUGGACAGCGAGGACACGCUGAGCCUGAUGCACGCCAUCAAGCCGCUGCCCACCGCCAGCCUGAGCAUCGACGAGCCCAACAACCACGUCGCCGCCGCCGCCGCAGGCGUCGUCGUCGGCACCGCCGCCUUGACCGUCGCGCCAUCAUCUUCCGAAGGUGGUGGCAGCCGAAAGCGCACGCUCAGCGACUCCAGGUCGCACUCGCUCAAGGAAGCAUCACCGAUUAAAGAAGCGUUGCAGCAGCAGCAGCACAAGGACGAGGCUAAGUCGGACACGGAGGAGGAGGAGACGGCGGUGGCGGCAUCGCUGGGCGGCCCCGCGGCACUCGCCGAGCGAUCGCCCGCCUCGUCGCAGAACAGCUCCUCUGAGUGCAUCCCCUUCGCCGAGGAGGGGAACCUCACCAUCAAGCAGCGGCCCAAGCCCAAGCCCAGCGAGGACGACGACGACGAGGACGGGUCCGCCGUGUUCGCCGAGACGGAGCGCGCUCCGCCGCCGCCCGCCGCGGGGGGACAGGCGGAGGAGGAGCUCGCCGCGGGCUCUCCCGACUCGGAGUCGGAGUGCGCCGGCCUGCCGGAGUUCUAUCUCAUCGAGUCGGACACGGUCAAACGCAGGCCCAAGUCCAAGGACCAGAGGGAGCAGCCUCAGCAGCCUCAGCAGCAGCAGCAGCAGCUGCUGCGAGCGAGGAAAUCUUCCGGCGGGGGAGGCGAGGUCGUGGAGCGAGCGCUGGCGGACUGCGCCGUCGAUCGCUCGGCGAUGAGCGGCGGGAAGCCGGCGCGGCAGCGGCCGUACACGAUCGCCGAGGCCGGCGCCGGGGCGGAGGCCGCGACGACGACGACGCCGCCGUCGCACAUGAGCGGCGCGCGCACCGACUCGGCGCUGGCGAGCCACGCGGCGCCGGCCGCCGGGUCGCCCGGGGCCCGCGCCGCCGACCUGCUGGGCGGAGCCGUGGCGGAGCCCGGGAGGCACGGCGCGGACGCCGGGGGAGGGCGGCCGCCCAAGCCGCCGCUGUCGCCGAAACCGGCGCUGGCGUCGCACGCGCUCAAGAGGCUGGGGCCGCCGGCGCCGCCCAAGAAGACGUCGCUCCUCGCCAGCCCAGAGUUUCGGAGAAAAGGUGUUCCACCUCCAGUGGCCCCCAAACCUCCGCUAGCCUUGAGAGCAGGAGUGACUGGCUGGUCUGCCGGCACCCACCAAUCAGUACCAGCGGGACAGCAGCAGCAGCAACCACAGCAACCACAGCAGCAGCAGAAACAACAACAGCAGCAGCAACAGCCGUCAUCCACGAGUGGCGACACCGGCGCCUCUCCGUCGCCCAACAAACCCACACCGCGCCCGUCCAGCAGCCCCCCCUCGGCGGCGUCCAGCCCAGCCAGAGCGGGACAGAUGGUCCCGUCCGUGGUGGCUCCGGGCAACCCGCCCGGAGCCGCCGAGACGCCGUCGUCGCAGGCGCCGGCAAAACCGGCAAGGGAAGGGGAAGCGGUGCCCGACGCCGAGGUCGCGAGAGCCGCAGAAGUCGGCGCCGAGCCGGGGAAGAGCGGCGCGCGGGCGACGGCGGACGACGGGGAGAGGGCGAGAAUGGGGAGCGCUGGCGAUGGAGCUGCUGCUGCCGCUGCCGCCGCCGUCACUGCCACCGCACCGUCGGAAAACUCACGAGACGCCACCGCCAUCGCCACCAAGUUGGCCCCCGGCGACUUGGCGCAGCAGCCAUCGGCCAGGGACGGCACAGGUGAAGCCAACCAUUCUGGCAAGACUCCGACCAGACUCGAGCUGUCUCGGGACGCCCCCUCCCUGGAGGAGCGCAUUGAACAGCUGCAGAGACCAGAUGACGCCUCGGGGGAGCAAAAAUCUACGGGCAGCAUUCUGGACGACAUCGGGACCAUGUUUGACGAUCUUGCCGACGAGCUGGACGCCAUGCUGGAGUAACGGAGCCGGCUGGGUGCCUCUCUGUGCCACGUAGCCAAUGGCCCCGCGAAGGAAGUUCCACCACCACCACAUUCCACCUGCCCCUCACCACCGCCACACCCCACCGCACCCCGUUCGGUCCCAUCUCCCCCUCCCUCCAACCCUGACCUCACCCCUGACCUCACCACUGACCUCACCUCUGAUCUCACCCCUGACCUCACUCCUGCACCACAGUUGUCCCCAAAUCUGCCCCCCGGAGAGGUAGUGCGCUUUCGCUGCGAGCGUGAAUGAAUUUGCUCCUCUCGCCCCCUUUCAUUUUAUCCAGUUCUUCCUUUCGGGCUCGCUGCGUCGUUUUGCUGGACGUUCUCUCUGAAGCCCCUUGUCUCCGCUCGUUCUCCGGUCGACACUCGCCAUUCACGUCCCGACACCGUGAAGCCCGUCGAGGCAGAGGGCCUCUCGUGAAACGAGGUGCAACGAAAGAGGGAAGAGACACGGACGUGCCUGAAGUUUGGGGGGGGGAGCGGGGGGGGGGGCUUUUUGUGCGCCCUCACGAAUCGAACGUGCGCCGUCUAAAUUCGGGUCUUGUAUUGCAGCGUGCGCCUCGUUCCUACUGGCACCAAACCUGUCCCACGACCCCUGCCGAGGCCUCCCGCAGAGCAGCGUCGUGGAGGAAUUGACGAGAACAGGCUUUUUCACUGGCACGUCACUUCCUUGUCUCACUCCUAACGCCACUGUCUAGGCCAUCAUCGCUCCUAGGAGCUGCAUGCCGUGAUGCCACCUCUGAGUUGGGGACGAGGUCUUCCACGCCUGGCCUUGCUCUUCUCAACCGAGCUGCUUGCUACUGCCUCGUGGCAGAACGGAAUCUUUCCUCAUUCUCCUCAUCUCCCCGCACGGCUUGACUUUGGAACUUUUGUCCUUCUGUCUUUCCGACCCCAAUUAAGCCCAUCAGCCCUCGGCCCCUGCAGUCUCGCUAGAGUUCUCACCGUUGCUGGCCGCAUCGCAUUGAAAGCUUCAGGGACUCGACUUAUCAACUGCAUUUUGGAAGCACAGGAGAACUUCAAUAGCACUGGGGACUUUGGCUCAAUAGUAGCCGGUUGGUGAAGAUGGGAGGGCUCCACAGAGUUACGUUGAGGAGCUUCGGACCUUCUUAAAUGGCUCGUGGGAGUUGAGCCUGACGAACGGACAAGCGUGGGGGGCAGUGCGGGGAGUUUGUGUGAGUGACACUGGGUGACACUGGGGAGUGGGGGCGAGAGAAGGAAGCAGGUGGAGGGGCCUUGGAGGCGGAUUAUCACACCGAGAGGAUCGAAGUAUUUUGUGGAAGUCUUCGGCAAGUGCAGCGCAAGAGAAAGAAAAAACACAAACGCAAACCCAACGGAGCCGAUGGCCAUUAUUGGGUUCUUCACGCCAAGUCUUCAAAAGCAUUCGCACGUGACUAUGAACGACCACCCCCCAAGCUUCAGCGAUGAUGUGCCCCAAACUAAACCGCCACAGGCUUAGUACGGCAAGCUCAUUGGAAACGUACCAUGGGGUGGUGGGUGGUGGUGAGAGGUUUGAAGCUGCGGCAUCAGAAAACUCACCUCGUUUGACGCCGCAGCAACAACAUCGUCAACGAAUUGUGAGGGGGGAGGGACAUUAAGAGAACCAUGGAACAGAAGCUGAGGAUUCAAACUGACUUGUAAAUGAAAAUAUCAUCGCAGCGACAGCAGAAAAUAAAAUAAAAAUAGAAGGUGGGAAGACAAAUUGAAUAAUUCCCAGGCACCGCCCUGUGUUGUAUCUUUUGCUCUGCCGUGUGGAGGUGAUGUCUGUGUUGUUCUCGACGGGGUUUUCCGCUUUGGUCCGAGUGCCACCGUGCGCUGCUACUGCUGCUGCUGCUGCCGCGUGUUUAGGGUUUAGCGUUCGUGUCGCCUGUUUGAGCGCAGAGCUCCACGGACAAUCAGCCAAUCAACGUUUGCACUUAAGUGGCUUCUUACGUUUUUAUAUUAUGUUUGCCAUCAUUUGCGAUUUGAUAUUCGGUGUUGCAUUCUAUUAUUAUUAUUUGUUGAUAUUUUAUGAGCAGACGACUGUAAGACAGAAUGAAAUACAGUCUUUAACUUUUUUGUUUGUUUCGGAUGUAAUUGUGCCUUUAAUUUCCAUCAUUUUCAUUUGUAUAAUAUGACUUUAACGGGUUUUUUUUUCUCCAGCCGUACAAUGACUGAAGUGGUUUUCUCGUCAAGUGUUCAUAAAAGCUGUCGGUGAUGCCCCACAUUUUUUGCGGGGAUAAUCUUGUGUAAGCAGCACGACCUAAUUAAGUCACUGUUUUGACUGAAGCACACAUUGCACACUCGGGUUGAUGGACCACAACUGCCAGCCGCAAAUGCUUACACAUCUUGUGAGCAAAUAACGGAGACAGCACAAAGUGACAGAUAGACCCAACGCAUUCGAGGCGUCGGUGGCAACUUGGCUGCCGUUACACAGUUACAUUAAUCCCGGGUGGAUCCGGUGGGAGAGGAUCAGGUGCGAGAGGAUCAGGUGGGAGAGUGACGGCUUUAAUCCAGAUGGUUGGACACUCACAGACCACAACCGCUUGAGGUCGGCUGCCGACUGUGCAUCCUCUGGGGGGGCCCUGGCAGGAGGACGGAAGCUAGGGCGAGGUGUGACAUUUGUCACGAUGAUUCCGACUUGAAUUCAAUUUGUUCUGUCGUGAAGUGACCUGAAGUGACCGGAUCAGAGCGAGACCUUUGUUAGUGGCAACUAACAAAAGGCCCAGCCCAUUUCUUGUAGGCAUGUGACAAGUAAUCGGUUCACCCUCGCAUGAAUUAUCAAACGUAAAACCCCCCUUAACAAAAAGUUAAGUUUGGUUUAUUGUGAGUUUGGGAGUCAAAUAAAAGCCCCCAAAUGUGUUGAAGAAAUGUCAUGUACUUUCAUAGAAUUCAUAUUAAAGCAUAGCAGUCCACUAGAGUGGACAUUAUGCAUCAGAGGGUUAAUAUGAGUGAUUACACUCACAAUACAUGCUUGUAGGAAACAAUAAUUACACAGCCCUUGGUCUAUCCACUGCUGGACGAAGGCAUCUCCACACCAGCCGCAUCGCCCACGGGAGUUGUUGGACCAUACUUCACCACGCUGGUCAGUGCAGGUUGGUGAAGUGGGUGGGGCCCAGGACCGGUGCAGUUUCCUCUCGCCACUGACGUCAGCCGUUGACAGGAAUCACACUCAGAGCGCCAGGUCCAUAGCCCAGUGAGCUAACAACUGCACCACCACUCCACGCCCAAUUUUUUUUUAUCCAAUCACAUGGAAAUUCAAUUCAAGUGAUACAUUUAGGCUGAUGGGACACCUUGACACAGUGCAAAAAGAGCGUACAAGAAAAGUGAUUCUGUAGAUUAAUCUAAAAAUGAGGUAUAAAUUAUUCUGGAAUCAAAUCCUGACAUUUCAUAAAAUGGUGAGGUUAGGACGAUUGUUCCAUACAUAUUGUAACCUCGGAAAUAACCCUCUGAUAGCAUUUGAUGCCGUGCAAACUCCAUGAAGGGGCGAAGGCACGUCACCGUUUCGUUUUCCUCCACCCAGCGUUGAGGUGAUAAGCCUGGCCGAUGAACCGACGCGGGAGAGGAACGAGGAUCUGCCACUGGCUUCGGCCAAAUACUUUCGACUGAACCCAUUCGCCAAUCGCCACCGCAGGUCCAAGACUGGCGAGGAGUUGACGUUGGGACUGAACGUUAACAAUUGUAGUUAUGCAGAGGAGGCAACGGUGGUGGGUGAUGAGUUCCACAGUUUAUCAGAAAUGGCUGUGAAUGACGAGCCAAGGUCGUUUGUGUAGCAGAACAUGAUUUUGGUUCUGUAUAUACUGUACGUUGAACUUAUUUCGUACCGCACGUAGCACAACCGUGCUAAUGGGAGGUGCUGGGGAAGGACAACGAACUAAACACAACAAAAAAAAACAAAUCUGUUAGGAACACGUGCUUUAGGACUGCAUUCGUGUAAGUUUAAAUUACCCUCGUUCCGUACUACUUGUCUUCUGAUGAAUUGGGCAUUUGUUCACAAUGCAAUCUCUAUUAGUAAUUACAGCCUCGUUCUGGUUUACAUCCAUUAAAGUCAUUGGCAGUUG